GCAGCCCAGGAACUGAAGCCCACUGACUGCCUUUGCCUGAUGUGUCUCCCAAAAGGACGGUGGUGAUUACUAAAUACUCCGGCCUCCUGAAAGUGAGGAUUCUGAAACACUCCAGGAAUGAUGUUUUAUGCUGCGGUCCUCGUCGCGUCCCUGGCCUGUCUGGCCUCCUCAGAAAGCCAGCACAGACCGGGUUACUGUGCUUUCUAUGAAGAGUGUGGUCGUAACCCAACGGUGGGAGGAAGCCUCAUCCCUCCUAUUGUCCCAUGUCUCAACUACAGCCAAGCCCGACACCUUACAGGAGAUCACUACAGAAGGCUCAAAGAGGUGUGCCCCAUGUUGGACCAGGGAGAAGGCAAAACCUACGCCUGCUGCUCCCUACAGCAGCUCUCGUCUCUGGAGAGGAGUCUGACCCUGUCCAAAGCCGUGCUGGUCCGCUGCCCUUCCUGCGCCGAGAACUUUGCCCACCUGCACUGUGUCACCACCUGCAGUCCCAACCAGACGCAGACGGUAAACGUGACGAAGGUCAUGAACGUAACUCACCUGGGCAGGCCGAGGGAUGCGGUGGUGGCCUACCAGGCGUACAUCAGCAACACUUUCGCCGAAGGCGCCUUCCAGUCUUGCAAGAACGUCAGGAUCCCGGCCACAGGAGGCUUUGCCAUCGCCACCAUGUGUGGCCGUUAUGGAUCCAAGCUGUGCACGGCCCAGCGCUGGUACGAUUUCCAGGGUGACACCAGCAAUGGCCUGGCCCCACUAGACAUCGACUUUAGGCUGCUGAAGGAAAACGACACUACAGGAGUACCGGAGGGGAUUAUUCCUUACAAUGGCCGUGCUUUAGGAUGUAACGAGGUCACAACGUCAGGCGGCGAGGCCUGCUCCUGCCAGGACUGCCUAGACUCGUGCCCGCCUGUGCCGCCGCCACCUGCGCCUCCUGGACCCUUCAGAUUGCUGGGAGCAGAUGGAUUUCUAGUGAUUUCUAUCAUCUUACUCUGUCUUCUGGUAUUGGCCUUUGUGCUUUACCUCUCCGUGUCCUGCUACCUUGCAUCUCGAAAAGAUCAGAAGGAAACUACGGGGAAAGGGAAAAGCAAAGACGAGAACUGUAAUGAAGUGCGUCAGCGCAUCAUCACCCCGUCAGAAGUGUCAUGUACGGAUAAAAGCAGCUUUGCAGCUCAAGCUUUUAUGAGUCAGCAGUUUCAGCACUGGGGGACUCUCAUGGCUUCUUAUCCCCUCACGGUCCUCUUGGUGGCAGCCAUCGUUGUGGCUGUUUUCUCCGCUGGCCUAAAGUCCAUCGAGCUCACCACGGAUCCGGUGGAGCUGUGGUCCUCUCCCAACAGCAGGGCCCGCCAGGAGAAGGACUUCCAUGACAAACACUUCACUCCCUUCUUCAGGACUAACCAGCUGAUCCUGACAGCGCCGGGAAGAAAAGGCCACAUCUACGACUCUUUGCUGUUCGGGAAGCAGAACUUCAGCGGGCUUCUUUCCAAAGAUCUCAUCCUCGAGCUGCUUGAUCUCCAGAGAAAAAUACAGGAUAUUGAGUUCUGGUCAGAGGAUUUGAACAAGACGGCAACCCUGAAGGAUGUGUGUUACGCACCGUUAAACCCGUCCAACCCCUCCCUGACUGACUGUGCAGUAAACAGCUUGCCACAGUACUUCCAGAACAGCCUGGACAACAUCAAUGCUAAAGUAAAUAUGACUGAGCUGGGAGUGACCAAGGAGGUAGACUGGAGAGACCAUCUCAUCUAUUGCCUCAACUCUCCGCUGUCCUUCAAAGACAUCACUGAUUUAGGAAUGAGCUGCAUGGCCGACUAUGGAGCUCCAGUAUUCCCAUUUCUAGCUGUGGGAGGCUACAAGGAUGACGAAUACACCAACUCGGAAGCCUUCAUCUUGACCUUCUCCCUCAACAACUACGUUCGCGACAACCCCAAGUUCAAAGUAGCUCUGCAGUGGGAGACAGAGUUUCUCAAAAUUGUCCAAGACUACCAAAGAAGCCCGGAUGCCAACUUCACCUUUGCGUACAUGGCUGAGAGGUCUCUGGAGGAUGAGAUUAAUCGGACAACAGCAGAAGAUAUCCCCAUCUUCAUGAUCAGCUACGCAGUAAUCUUUGUUUAUAUCGCCGUGGCCCUGGGGGAGUACUCUUCAUGCAAACGUUUACUGGUGGACUCGAAGUUCUUGGUGGGUUUGGGGGGGAUUCUGGUGGUGGGCUGCUCGGUCCUGGCCUCCAUGGGUUUCUACUCGUGGAUCGGGAUCCCGUCCUCGCUGGUCAUCCUGCAGGUUGUGCCGUUCCUGGUGCUCGCAGUUGGAGCUGACAACAUCUUCAUCUUUGUUCUGGAGCACCAGAGAGAUGUUAGGAGGUCUGGAGAGACCCGGGAGGAGCAGAUUGGCCGUGUGCUGGGGCAGGUUGCUCCCAGUAUGCUCUUGUGCAGCCUCUCAGAAUCUGUCUGCUUCUUUUUAGGGGCCUUGUCCACCAUGCCAGCCGUGAAGUCCUUUGCCCUGUAUGCUGCUCUGGCUGUGCUCAUGGACUUUGUCCUCCAGAUGACGGCCUUUGUGGCGCUGUUGUCCCUCGAUGCCCGGCGCCAAGACAACAACCGCUGUGAACUGCUGUGUUGUGUUACGGUGUCGAAAGACCGCCCCAACGAGCCAAACGAGGGCUUUCUGCUGCCUUUCAUGAGGAAAUACUAUGCCCCCGUCCUGCUGCACCGUUACACCAGGAUCACUGUGAUGCUGGUCUUCAUCUUCAUGCUGUGCGCGUCCUUAUUCCUCAUGCUGAACGUGAAAGUGGGUCUGGACCAGGAGCUGGCCAUGCCGCAGGGGUCCUACAUGCUGGACUAUUUCCACUACCUCUACAAAUACUUUGAAGUCGGCGUUCCGGUCUACUUCGUGACAAAGAAGGGAUACAACUUCAACACGGUGGAGGGCAUGAACGGCGUCUGCUCCAGCGUGGGCUGCGACCAGUUCUCCAUGACCCAGAAGAUCCGGUAUGCCACAGACUACCCUGAACGAUCCUACAUGGCUAUUCCUGCUAACUCGUGGGUGGACGAUUUCAUUGACUGGCUGAACCCUGGAUCCAAAUGCUGUCGCCUCUACACCCUGGGUCCAAACGCUGGAAACUUCUGUCCUGCAAACAUAUCUGCUAUUCUCUGUGGAAAGAGGUGCAUGCCGAUUCCUGGGGACGGCGUUGUCCGGCCCACCAUGGAGCAGUUCAACCGCUUCCUGCCUGAUUUCCUGGGCAACAGGCCUGACCUGCAGUGCUCCAAAGGGGGUUUAGGAGCCUAUGACACGUCGGUGGUGAGAGACCAAAACGGAGAAAUAAUAGCCACCCGCUUCAUGGCCUAUCACACUCCACUGACCAACUCCCAGGAGUUCACGGCUGCCCUGCUCAAAGCCAGAGAGCUGGCCGACGAAAUCACCGAGGGCAUGAGGAAGAUCCCGGGCACCUCGCCCGACUUUGAAGUAUUUCCCUACACGAUAACCUACGUGUUUUACGAGCAGUAUCUGACCAUCGUGCAGGAAGGCCUCUUCAACAUCUCCCUCUGUCUGCUGCCGACCUUCGUGGUGUGCUGCCUGCUGCUGGGUUUGGAUCUGCGCUCCGGCCUGCUCAACCUGCUCACCAUCAUCAUGAUCGUCGUGGACACCGUUGGUGUCAUGACGUUAUGGGGCAUAGACUACAACGCGGUGGCCCUGAUCAAUCUAGUCACGGCGGUGGGCAUCUCUGUGGAGUUUGUGUCCCACAUGACGAGAUCCUUUGCCCUCAGCACCAAGAACACACGCGUUGAAAGAGCAAAAGAGGCUACGGCCAACAUGGGCAGCGCCGUGUUUGCUGGCGUGGCGAUGACCAACUUGCCGGGCAUCCUGGUUUUGGCGUUUGCCAAAGCACAGCUCAUCCAGAUUUUCUUCUUCCGCUUAAAUCUCGUCAUCACGCUCCUGGGGAUGGCCCACGGACUCGUGUUCCUCCCUGUGCUGCUCAGUUACUUUGGUCCUGGCGUGAACAAAGCAGAGCUGCUGCUGCAACAGAGGGCCAGACAAGCCGUGGAGAUGGGAUAUAACAUGGACAAAGGGCACGAUAACAUCACCUAUUCAGAGGAGAAAUACGAGGAAAUUGACUCAAACUUCAAAAAGGCUUCAGUUGACGUCCGAGAACCCUCACCUAAAGAUGAAAACGGGGAGAGAAUUCACGCUCCUGAGCAUCAACCAUAAAAGAAAUCAUUCCUCUAAUAUAUAUUGUACUGUAUAUGGAGCAAAAACGGACAGAGAGAAGGACACAAAGCCCCUAUGCUGUCACGUAUGCAGCUCCAUGUGGAAAUCAUUAACCCAACUUUGUACCUCAAUCAGCAAAAGGACUUCUGGGAAGGAUGAUAACAACAUAAAGUUGUGCAAUAUUUGUAGAAAUAAUGCAAAAGCAAGCGACUGCGACUCUACACCUUGAGUUUGCCGAGGGGUUUUUUGUAGAUUUUUUGUACUGAAUAUGGCUGGUAACCCGUCUUUAGCCUGCUGAGUGCUACUGGGAGCCACCAGCCCUCCCUUUGACUCAAAACAGGAUUACGUGGGUAUAGACGAUUAAUGGCUGAAUGAAUAAACAAAUGAACUGAUGGGUGCAAUUUAGUACACAAUUUACAUAGGAGCCUUGUUUAGAGCGUUCACAGAGCACACUCCAGCUUUUAUUAGUCUUUUUUCCUCAUGCAUUAUGUAUGAAAAUGUGCAAUCACCAAACAAUGUGUAUUAUUCUUUUCAAUAAAUAAAUGAGGAUUUGUCAUGAUAGAUAAUCAGAAGUUACAGAUAUAAUGCAGAUAUAUGUAUUUGGUUCUAACAUUAUUAUUAUUAUUAUUAUUAUUAUUUACAAACUAAAAUGCUGCAAUUUUGUGCCACAACAUCACUCAGAAGACUUUAAAAGUCUUUAUGCAUGAAAAAAAAUGCCAGUUUGUGUAUUUAAAAAUGUGCUGAGAGGAUUUAUUUUCUCAUUGCAAAACAGUGAAAAAGUGAAUAUUCUUGAACAUUUAGAUUAAAGUUGUUUAGAAGGUUUAAAUAAAAUGAAAAC
Messenger RNA from Fundulus heteroclitus (mummichog), 5029 nucleotides. It is a transcript of the gene npc1l1, whose product is annotated as NPC1-like 1. Gene Ontology annotation, molecular function: lipid carrier activity. Bases 118 to 4191 code for a protein of 1357 amino acids. The record is from RefSeq and is a predicted model, not a curated record. NCBI's taxonomy places the organism in Eukaryota, Metazoa, Chordata, Actinopteri, Cyprinodontiformes, Fundulidae. The transcript has 21 exons. Gene Ontology annotation, cellular component: membrane.